Molecule: messenger RNA, 387 nt
Organism: Durusdinium trenchii
Lineage: Eukaryota; Dinophyceae; Suessiales; Symbiodiniaceae
Source: the annotation of a GenBank genome assembly
AUGGCCUUUAGCUUUAUCACAAAUGAAAAGAUCGAAUCAGGUGGAGCCAUUCGCGUCGGCUAUCCUAGGGACAUCGAAGUUCUCUGUGCUGGAGCAUACUUUUACCCGGUGCGGCAGACAGAUCUCUUUGCUGUCGUUCUCCAUGCGAACCAGGCCUAUUUCGAGCUGCGCCUCUCAAGGCCUCUCCCGCCUGGGCAGACAGCCUUCACUGUCACGAGCACAUGUCCUGCCGCAGUCAAUGAUAACUACUUCUACAUUGUGGUGAUGACCGGUGCAGGGCAGGUCUCUGAUGCAGCGAUGAGCAUUCCUGGGCUUCGAAUACAGCAUGGCUUGCCUGUCUCGGCCAUGCCGUUGAUUUGGGGCAUGGCGGAGCCCAACAGGAGCUGA